GUAGGGUUUAGGGUGGGGGACUGGAAGCCGCCGCUCUGCAACCGCAACCGCAACCCCCUGAGGCGGCUGGAAGGGCGUAUCUACUCCGGAGGUAACGAGAUCCUGAUCCGGUCUUCCGAGUCGCAGCCUCGACAAUCGCUAUCGCUCAUAUCUGCUGCGUGCGUGCGGUUGGUUUCUAGCGAGGACUUGGUGCAAUGGCUUUCGCUAGUAGAAUUGGAAAUGCGCUCAGGAGAACUUCGGUGCCCUCUAGCUCGCCGCUGCUUCAGGCAGUAAGAUGCAUGUCCUCUUCCAAGCUUUUUGUUGGAGGACUUUCAUAUGCCACAGAUGAAACCACUCUGAGGAAUGAAUUUUCAAAAUAUGGAGAUGUACUUGAAGCCCGAGUCAUCAUGGAUCGGGAAUCCGGCAGGUCAAGGGGAUUUGGAUUUGUAACUUAUACAUCCAGUGAAGAAGCCUCAGCUGCAAUUACUGCCAUGGAUGGCAAGGAACUUCAAGGCCGACCUGUAAAGGUGAACCAUGCCAAUGACCGUGCUGGUGGAAUACGUGGAGGUGGUGGAUUUGGCUCCGGUGGUGCUUAUGGUGGUGGAGGUGGAUAUGCUACUGGUGGGUAUGGCGGUGGCGGUGGAUAUAAUUCUGGGGGAUAUGGUGGUAACAGUGGUGGAUAUAGUUCUGGAGGGUAUGGUGGUAACAGCGGUGGAUACGGUGGAGAUGGUGGCGGCAGUGGCGGCUAUGGUAGCAACUCCAACAAUGCUUCUGGUGGCGGAUAUGCUGGCAAGAGUGGUUACAAUGAUGGAGCUACCAGUGGCGGUUAUGCUAGCAACUUCAACAGUGCUUCUGGUGGUGGAUACGGCAAUGUAGGAAGCUACGGUACCACUGGCAAUCCUGGUGGAAAUGCCGAUGGGUACAGUUCUCCAAACACCUAUGGUGCAGGCAACUACAACGAUGCUUCUGGUGGAGGAUAUGCUGGCAACAGUGGUUACAAUGAUGGAGCUACCAGUGGCGGUUAUGCUAGCAACUUCAACAGUGCUUCCGGUGGUGGAUACGGCAGUGGAGGAAACUACGGUACCACUGGCAAUCCUGGUGGAAACACCGGUGGGUACAGUUCUCCAAACACCUAUGGUGCAGGCAAUAACAACAGUGGAGCUCCCAGUGGUGGAAGCUUCGGUGGUUUUGGUGGCAGUUUCAGCAAUGGAGGUUUCACUGCUGCUGCUGCUGCUGCUGGUCCCAACAGUGGUAGUAACUUUGCUGGAAAUGCGACUAGUGUCGGCUUCAGUGGCCACAACAGUGCUGGAGGAUUUUCUGGUGGCGGGGCAACAGGAUUUGGGGCUAACAAGCCGCAGUACAAUGGCCAAGACGACCUGCUGGGCGACAGCUACUUCGCUGACAAGGAAGCGGCAGAGAAUAGAUGAGAGUGCUGCACCCAUUCAUGAUUCAUCUGAUGCACGUUGCUGCAGAUCCUUUGUUUAUCCAAGCUGCAUCGGAUCGACCGUGAUAAAUAGAGCAAAUAAAAACUUUGUCUGAGCUUAUUAGGGUAUAGUAGAGCGUACGCUGCUUUAGUUUUUGCGUUCUGUUUCCAGACAAGUUAUGUGGUGCUUUUUCAAUUUUCGCACUGGUUGGCGUUACAUGCUCUUUUUAAAAGAAAUUGGUAGUUGCAUCUCUUACAUACUGUUGAUUCCUUGAUAGCAAGGCCGAUUGCCCGAAGCUACCAUUGUUAGGGAAGUCCGUAACAUGUGGAAGCACAGAGACGGCGAGGCCUUAAACAACGGUACCCCUAAUCCAGUUGUGAAGUUGUAAAUACAGUUGUUUUAACCGGUGAGAAUAAAUUGUUUUGUAUGUAUGAACAAUUUGUAAUUUUUGGUGCUUCAACUCUUUAUGCAACAUCUACUGAACUUGCAAGCA
Setaria italica (foxtail millet) is the source of this 1896-nucleotide messenger RNA. RefSeq names its product glycine-rich RNA-binding protein 3, mitochondrial. The transcript is spliced from 5 exons. Bases 195 to 1406 code for a protein of 403 amino acids. Lineage: Eukaryota; Viridiplantae; Streptophyta; Magnoliopsida; Poales; Poaceae. The record is from RefSeq and is a predicted model, not a curated record. Gene Ontology annotation, molecular function: RNA binding.